Molecule: messenger RNA, 727 nt
Organism: Brassica oleracea var. oleracea
Lineage: Eukaryota; Viridiplantae; Streptophyta; Magnoliopsida; Brassicales; Brassicaceae
Exons: 2
Coding region: 119-655 (178 amino acids)
Source: RefSeq, a predicted model, not a curated record
CAUUGCGAGCCUUAUGAUCAAAAUAUGACGUCAUCUUAUCUUUCUCACUCGACUCAACUGCAGCCACCGAACAGAGUAAUCACCAAAGUGAGUGGUAGAGCACGAGAGGAAGGAAAGAAUGAGCUCAUGGGUUUGCUCUUACGUGACCCGAAACGUCGUAACCUCCGAUCAUCCACCACAACAUCCUUUCUCACUAUCCCAACACUUUGGUUCUCCGGCGUCAACUCGAAGAGCAUCCGUCAAGUUACCCUUAACAUCUAUGCCCAAGUUUCGGCCACUGAAACUCCAAAAGUUUCGAUCUUUAUCGACGACACAUGAAGGGGGAGAAGACUCCGAAUCAGUCGUGCAAACCCUCAAGAUUCCAGACGAGUGGUUGCUCCCUUCCAAGGCCAUUGAGGAAUCUGAAUGGUUGAGAGUAACUCUGCACAAGUGGUUGGAUGAUGAGUAUUGCCCUGAGCCAACCAAUGUGGAGAUCAGUAAUGUAGCUGCAAAGUCUCUCUACACUUCACUCUUAGAGAAAGAAACUGACAUGGGAGUGAUUUUGCUCAAAAUGGCUCAAGACUUAACCUCGAUUUCAUACCAAGAAAGCUUCCACGGAGCUUUCACAUCCGCAAACGCAGCUAUAAAUUUGAUUGUAGAAAGAUUAGAAUCAUAGUUUAGUUUAAGUAUGUUUCAAGAACAGUGUCUUGUUUUGUAAAAGAGUUAUGAAUAUUAUUAAACUUGAUCA